Messenger RNA from Nannospalax galili (Upper Galilee mountains blind mole rat), 7101 nucleotides. RefSeq names its product ADAM metallopeptidase with thrombospondin type 1 motif 20 (gene Adamts20). The record is from RefSeq and is a predicted model, not a curated record. The coding region runs from base 57 to 5759 and encodes 1900 amino acids. Gene Ontology annotation, biological process: extracellular matrix organization; proteolysis. Gene Ontology annotation, molecular function: zinc ion binding; metalloendopeptidase activity. Gene Ontology annotation, cellular component: extracellular matrix. The transcript has 39 exons. NCBI's taxonomy places the organism in Eukaryota, Metazoa, Chordata, Mammalia, Rodentia, Spalacidae.
UGCCUCCGACGCGGCUGAGGCUCCCGGGGCUCUGGGCGGCCUCCCAGCGCGCAGCCAUGCGGGUGGUCGAGUGCCUGGCCCGGCUGCUCUGGCCGCUCUCGCUCCUCUUCGCCGGGUCUUGGGAAGCUCUUUUCCACCCCAGGCAAGAAGCCCUGGUGAGGACUCUGGCGUCCUACGAAGUGGUGACCCCGGCGCGGGUCAAUGAGUUCGGAGACGUGUUCCCGCAGGACCGGCACUUCAGCCGCAGGAAGCGCAGCUCUGGGGCGCCGGAGUCCGCGCCGUUCCGGACGCACUACCGCAUCCUCGCCUACGGGCAGCUCUUCCAGCUGAACCUGAGCGCCGAUGCCGCCUUCCUGGCCCCCGGCUACACUGAGGUGCACUUGGGGACCCCUGCGCGCGGGGCCGCGGGCCGCAGCGCGGAGCCCCCAGACCUGCGCCACUGCUUCUACCGCGGCCAGGUCAAUGCGCGCGAGGACCACACCGCCGUCUUCAGCCUGUGCGGGGGACUGACGGGAACAUUUAGAACACACGAUGGUGAAUAUUUCUUAGAACCUGUCAUGAAGGCAGACGGGAGCGAACAUGAAGAUGACCACAACAAGCCACACCUGAUAUACAGACAGGCGUUAAAGAGGAGUCUCUUUGAGCAGUCUCAUGGACCUUGUGAAGUUUCAGAAAAUCAGAUAAAGAAAGCUGCCUUACCCGUCCAUAACUUCAGCAGCAUGAAUGAAGAUGUUACUGUAAAGAAGGAAGCUGUUUUCCAAGCAGAAGAAGAGAGAGGUCAGGUCCAUUCUAGGAAUAAACGUUUCUUGUCAUAUCCAAGAUAUGUAGAGGUUAUGGUCACAGCUGACGCGAAGAUGGUUCUCCACCACGGGCAGAAUCUGCAGCACUACGUGCUAACACUAAUGUCGAUUGUUGCUGCAAUCUACAAGGACUCAAGCAUUGGAAACCUGAUAAACAUCGUGAUUGUAAAGCUGAUUGUAAUUCACAGUGAGCAGGAGGGACCUGUCAUCAGCUUUAACGCAGCCACCACAUUACGCAACUUCUGCCUGUGGCAGCAGACGCAGAACGUGCUAGAAGACACUCACCCUUCCCACCACGACACUGCCGUGCUCAUCACCAGGGAGGACAUCUGUGGAGCUCGUGAGAAAUGUGACACCUUAGGCCUAGCUGAGUUAGGGACCCUGUGCGAUCCUCUACGGAGCUGCUCCGUCAGUGAAGAAAACGGACUGAGUGCUGCCUUCACCAUCGCCCACGAGCUUGGGCACAUAUUUAAUGUUCCACAUGAUGACAGUUUUAAAUGUAAAGAAGCUGGAAUUAAACAUCAGUAUCACGUAAUGGCCCCAACUUUAAAUUACCACACGAGUCCUUGGACGUGGUCAAAAUGUAGUCAGAAAUAUAUAACUGAAUUUCUAGACACUGGCCAUGGAGAAUGCCUUCUUGACAAACCAAAUGGGAGAACAUACGACCUGUCUCCACAGCUCCCCGGCCUAAUGUAUGACGUGAACAAACAGUGUGAGCUCAUGUUCGGUCCUGGAUCACAAGUGUGUCCCUAUUUGAGACAGUGCCGGCGUCUCUGGUGCACGAGUACGGAGGGCGUCCACAGGGGCUGUCGCACGCAGCACAUGCCUCUGGCCGACGGGACGCACUGUGGCCCUGGGAUGCAUUGCCACCGUGGCCUGUGUGUGAACAAAGACCUGGAGGCCCGUCCCGUGGAUGGCGAAUGGGGCCCCUGGGGGCCUUACGGUUCUUGCUCCAGAACUUGUGGAGGCGGAAUCAGAAGCACCGCCAGGCUCUGUAACCGUCCCGAGCCAAGAAACGGAGGAAGGUACUGUGUGGGCCGCAGGAUGAAAUUUCGAUCAUGUAACACUGAUUCAUGUCCAAAAGGCAAGCGCGAUUUCCGAGAGAAGCAGUGCUCUGACUUUGAUGGUAAACAUUUCAGCAUCAAUGGUCUCCCCUCAAAUGUGCGGUGGCUGCCCAAGUACAGCGGGAUUGCCAUGAAAGAUCGUUGUAAGCUCUAUUGCCGGGUGGCUGGGACCAGCAGCUUCUACCAGCUGAAGGACAGGGUUGCUGAUGGCACUCCCUGUGGAGCAGAGACAAACGACAUCUGUGUUCAAGGCCUCUGUCGGCAAGCUGGCUGUGAUCACGUGUUAAACUCCAGGGCCAGGAGAGACAAAUGUGGCGUGUGUGGUGGAGAUAACUCUUCAUGCCGGACACUAGCAGGUGUCUUCAACAGCGCGCAUUACGGAUACAAUGUCGUUGUAAAGAUUCCCGCAGGAGCAACAAACAUUGAAAUUCUCCAGCACAGCUAUUCUGGAAAACCAGAAGAUGACAAUUACCUCGCAUUAUCUGACACUCAAGGGAAUUUUCUUUUGAAUGGAAACUUUGUUGUAAGUAUGUCAAAAAAAGAAAUCAACAUCCAAGGAGCUAUUUUUGAAUACAGUGGCUCAAACAACUCAAUUGAAAGAAUUAACAGUACAGAUCAGCUGGAGGAAGAGCUUGUUCUGCAGGUGCUAUGUGUGGGUAAUUUAUACAACCCUGACGUACACUAUUCCUUCAACAUCCCUGUGGAGGAGAGGAGUGAUCUGUUCUCCUGGGAUCCAUAUGGGCCGUGGCAAGACUGUACCAAAAUGUGCCAAGGUCUUCAUAGAAGAAAAAUUGCCUGCAUACGUAAGAGUGACCAUAUGGUUGUGUCUGAUCAAAGUUGUGACCACUUACCACUACCCUUGUUUGUGACUGAGAGGUGCAAUACCGACUGUGAACUAAGGUGGCACAUUACUGGCAAAAGUGAAUGCUCAUCAAACUGUGGUCCAGGAUAUAGGUCCCUGGACGUCCACUGCAUGAAAUAUUCCAUUCAUAAAGGACAGGCUGUUCCAGUAGAGGACCAGUAUUGUGGUGACCAACUCAAACCUCCUACUCGAGAACUAUGUCAUGGUGACUGUGUCAUAACCAGGUGGCAUUAUUCAGAGUGGUCCCAGUGUUCCAGGAGUUGCGGAGGAGGGGAAAGGACUCGGGAGUCUUACUGUAUAAAUAAUUUUGGCCACCGACUUGCUGAAAGAGAAUGCCAAGCGCUUCCUCGGGUGAUACUUGAGAACUGCAACAGGUUUUCUUGUCCCAGUUGGGCUACGAGUGAGUGGAGUGAGUGUCCUGUUACAUGUGGAAAAGGAGCCCAGCAGAGGCAGGUUUGGUGUCGGCUGAAUGAUGAUCAGUUGAGUGAUGGCUUCUGUAAUGAGAGUACCAAGCCCGAGUCUCUGAGACCCUGUGAGCUUCGCUUGUGUACUUCUUGGCACGUAGGACCCUGGGGUUCUUGCACAGCCACUUGUGGACAUGGGUAUCAGAUGCGUGUGGUCAAGUGUGUCAGCGAGCUUUUUGGUGCCGUGCUGGAUGACAGGGAAUGCCAGGGAUCCACCCGCCCAAGUGACAGGCAGGACUGCAGCGUUGCACCUUGCCUAGUUGGGGCCACUGCCUCACCAGCUGUUCCCUUGGGAAAAGUAGCACACUGGCGCCAUGGAUCCUGGACCCCAUGCUCUGUGUCUUGUGGAAGAGGCAGUCAAGCCCGUUAUGUAAGCUGUCGCGAUGUGCAUGAUGGAGCGGUAGACCAAUCGUACUGUGCCCACUCACCCCGACCUGCUCAAGUAUCUGUCUGCUUCAGCCCUUGUGGAGAAUGGCGAGCAGGGAAUUGGUCACCUUGCUCAGCUUCCUGUGGACAUGGGAAAACCACUCGACAAGUUUUAUGCAUCAACCACCACCAGCCAAUUGAUGAGAAUUACUGUGACCCUCAAGUUCGGCCUGUGAUAGAGCAAGAAUGUCACUUGGCCACCUGCCCAUCCUCCUACAGCCUCUCUCCUAACUCCCCUGCGCACCCGAGCCACUUGCCAGGCAGAAACACUCCAUUAACUGACAAGCCAGAAGAGAAUCAGGGGGUCCGUCUGUCACUAGGAGGAAACCAGUGGAGAACAGGUCCUUGGGGAGCAUGCUCUAGCAGCUGUGCAGGAGGUCUUCAGCGCAGGGUUGUGGUCUGCCAGGAUGAGGACGGGCGAAGUGCCACUCGCUGCAGUGCUGCCUCCAGGCCCCCUGAGUCCAAGCACUGCAAUCCAGGACCCUGUCCACGCUGGAGCUACGGGAGCUGGGGAGAAUGUUCACAAACAUGUGGAGGAGGAAUAAAAUCAAGAUUUGUAAUAUGUCAAUUUCCCAGUGGCCAAAUGUCACAAGAUGACAACUGUGAACCCCUGCACAAGCCACCUAGUGUGGCUCAGUGUCACACGCACGCCUGCCCUGAUGAUGUGUCCUGGAAUCGGGGUCCCUGGAAAUCGUGCUCAGCAUCUUGUGGUAAAGGUAUAAAGUACCGGGAAGUACUUUGCACUGAUAGAUUCCAAGGGAAAUUAGAAGAAAAAUAUUGCAGUCAUCUGCAGAAACCUCGAACUCACAAAGCUUGCAGAUCUGGCCGAUGCCCUUCAUGGAAAGCCAACCAAUGGAAGGAGUGCUCUGUGACCCAUGGCUCUGGAGUGCAGCAAAGGGAUGUGUACUGCAGAAUGAGAGGUGUUGGUCCAGUGGCUGAAAAAAUGUGUGCUCCCUCUACCCGGCCCCCUGGUCAAAGGCGGUGUUGGCAUGAGGCUGGUAUGAAGUACCAGUGGGUGGCAGGACACUGGCAGGAGUGUUCAACAUCAUGUAAGAAAAAAGAAACAUACCGGCUAGUGAAGUGCGUGAAUGCACAAAACAUGCAAGUGAAUGAAAGUUUCUGCGAUCCUUUAAGCCGACCUCUUUCAAUCAAAACGUGCAGGAGUCCUCUCUGCAAGUAUGUGGUGGUAACAGGAGACUCAUCACAGUGUGCAGGUGGCUGUGGAUUCAGUUACCCACAAAAGAUUACAUAUUGCAUUAGGAUCCGGUCUACCAAGAAGCAUAAGUCCCAUCAGCUUUGGCCUGUAGACUAUUGGGAAUGCCCUGUGCUGCCUUCUCCAGCUUACAAAUGCAACGUUAGAAGCUGUUUGCAUGUGGCCACUUGGAAAGUUGGAAAAUGGAGCAAGUGCUCAGUAACUUGCGGAACUGGGGUAAUGGAGAGAAGAGUGGAAUGCAUGACUGAAAAUGGUUGGCCCAGUGACUUGUGUUUAAAAUAUUUAAAGCCAGAUGCUCAAAAGAAAUGCUACGCCAGUGACUGUAAAUCGUUUACUACCUGCAAAGAAAUCCAAGUUAAAAACAACGUUACCAAGGAUGGUGACUAUUAUCUUAACAUCUGGGGAAGAAUGCUGAAGAUUCAUUGCUCAGGCAUGAAGUUGGAGAGCCCGCAGGAAUAUUUGCCGCUGGUCAAAGGCGAAGACAACUUCUCUGAAGUCUAUGGAUUUAGACUGCAGAAUCCAUAUGAAUGCCCUUUUAAUGGAGGUAGGAGGCAAGACUGUGAAUGUAAAAAUGAUUAUCCAGCUGCUGGAUACACUGUUUUCAGCAAAGUAAGAAUUGAUCUCGCUUCCAUGCAAAUCAAAACCACAGACCUCCUUUAUUCCCAGACACUGUCUGGGCGGGCGGUUCCGUUUGCCACAGCUGGGGACUGCUAUAGCGCUGCGAGGUGCCCACAGGGACAGUUCAGCAUUAACUUGGCAGGAACUGGGGUGAAGAUAUCCAACACAGCCAAGUGGCUCGCUCAGGGGAGGCAUGCCUCUGUCAUCAUCCACAGAUCCCAAGAUGGAACCAAAGUCUAUGGCAGGUGUGGAGGGUUCUGUGGGAAAUGUGUUCCUCACAUGGCUGCUGGUCUCCCCAUUCAAGUGGUCUGAGUGUCAGAAACGGGAUGUGCCUGAUAAAGGAGAUGUCCUGAGAAACGUGGCUCUUUGGUGCUCCUUUCCUUACUCCUCCGUUCCGGAUAAUUCCGUAUUCAGAGCUUUGUGUGUCAAGGUGCUCACCAAUGAUUCAGGUCACUUAAUGUUUUAAAGACAGUUUAACAGAUAUGACCACAAUCAGGAUCAUCUUCAAAUGACAUCGUUGCUUAUAGGGAAUUCAAGCGUGCUUGAAUGAAUUACACGAAGACAUCGUUGCUGUUAACAGCUUUGAAUGGGCCAUCAUUAUCUUAUAUUGUUAGCAGCACACGUGCAAACCAACCUGGUCAGUUUCCCACGGUACAAUGAAGUGAUUCCAUGUGUUAAAAUGGAGCAAAUAAAAUUAGGAAAAACUAUUUUACACUACUGUAAGCAUGAUUGUAUGUCAGUAAUUAUCAAAUUAAUAAUUCCACCAAACAAGCCCAUAGCCAUUAUAUUUCUACUGACAUAUAUGUUCAUACAUAUAUAAUAUAUAUAUAUUUCAGGUCCCUUGUUUUAUUUUUUUCUUUAAUUUCACUUGUGGAUUAUGGUGCUUCAAUAAAACGGCCCUAAAAGUGUGUACAAAUUUUUGUUAAAAUUCACACUGUGUUAAAUGUUAUAUUGAAAUUUGUGUGUGUAAAAUAGAGAAGGUAUGAGAUACUAGAAUUUGAUUUUAAAAACCCUACCUCCUCAAUUUGAUUGUACUUACAAAUAAUAUGCUGUUUUAUGUUUAUGUACUAUUAUGCCUUUACAAGUCAUAUAUAUAUUCCUUAAAAAACUGUUUUCUCAAAGGUAUAUGCUAUAUUUUAUUAACCAGUAGAAAGAUGGGGAUUCUUAAAAUUUUGAUCCUAAAUUUUGGUUGAACAUAGUUAUGUUUCCCUGUACAAAAAUUAUGUUAGAAAUUGUACGUGUAAGGGUUCUGUAGAGGAACAGAAGGCUAGACCGUGUUUUAAAAGGAGAUUGAUUAGUUUGCUUUACAUGAAACAGUCUGCAUUCUCCAGCAAUGACUGUCUUCACACUGAAGAGCCCAGAUGCCUCUGCUGUCCCAAUCUGGUGCUAAAGCCCUGGAAGGCGACUGGUGAGCCACUGGCCUUCAAUCCACAUAGCAAAGCCAUAGAUGCAUUCUGAUGUCAGAGAUGUUCAACUUAUUUUAUAUUGGAGUGUUCUUAAAGAUCAAACAUAAAUGAAUAUUUAAAUUAACAGUUAUAGUUAGAUUCUCAGGUAUUAAGAGAUUUUUUUUCAUGUUGCUAUUUUAAUUGUGUGUUAUAUACUAUUUUAAUUAUGUGUAUUAAGAGAUUUUUUUCAUGUGGCUAUUUUAAUUGUG